Molecule: messenger RNA, 580 nt
Organism: Paramuricea clavata
Lineage: Eukaryota; Metazoa; Cnidaria; Anthozoa; Malacalcyonacea; Plexauridae
Source: the annotation of a GenBank genome assembly
AUGCUUGGCCCUUUAUUGUUUCUUGUAUAUGUGAAUGAUCUGCCCGAAAAGUCCACCACAUCGUCUGUUGCUCUGUUCGCUAAUGAUACCAAGUGUUAUCAUGCCAUAAGAACAACAGAUGAUGUAAAAGCUCUCCAAUGUGAUCUGGAUGGAAUCAGCCAAGGGUGUCGGACGUGGCGCAUAAACCUUAAGGAAACUAAGUGUGGAGUUCUUAAGGUAACAAGGAAUCUCAAACCCGUGCAGUCAUCUUACCAUCUCAACAACGAUAACUCAGCCAACUCAACGGUCAUCUGUAAGAGGCUUGUUCAAAAAGAUCUUGGCGUUCUCAUCACUGCAGAUCUCAAAUGGAACCAACAAGUCUCUGCUGUAUGUGCGAAAGAAAACAGAAUGCUUGGGUUCGUAAAAAGGUCCUCCAUUAUGAUGCAUGAUCCUCGUACACGUACCGCACUUUAUAAACGUUAGUACGAAGUCGUUUCGCGUACAGCUCCCAAGUCUGGUCCCCGCAGUCUGUGUCUUUAAUCCUCGAAGUCGAGAAGAUUCAAAGACGUGCAACGAGAUUCAUCCUAUCGCUGCCAUUUAG